UUAUAAAGUUUCAGUGUAAGGAGUAGAACUUAAAACAUAGCAAAAUUCUCGUUAACAUUGAGAUCAUCUUACUACCAAAGCACUUUUUUUUAAACAUAAAUGUAUUGGUUUAAAAUUAGCAAAAUAUGUAUUUAACGAUGCCGAAUUACACGACUCCAUAUAGAAAUCGCUGCAUUGGCUGUGGCGCCGAAGAACCAGUACGUUCCAUUCAGGGCUGCCAAUUCAAAGUUCCUCAAAUCAAGGACCUGGACAAGCCGCAUUCCUGUGGCUUGGAGGAUUUCCCUUCUGAAAACUUGAGCUCUAAAAAAGCCAUCGGAUGCCAUGGUCACCGUCAAUCAAAAAAGCACAGGAAUAGUUAUCGAAGAAAGCUAAACAAUGGCUUGAAAUGGUCACCAAUAUGUACAAAAAAACGAGCCAAUCCAGAUGCAGUGCAUUUGCGUCAACCGAAACCAAAAUCGGUGAUGUCUUCAGAGCCCUUCUAUAAGGCGGUCAUUUUAAGAGAGAUGAUUAGGUUGGGAAGACAACCGAAUCGAAAGUUCGAAAAGGCUGCAAGAAAUGCGCAGCCUAUUAAUGAGAUGUAUUAUGAUAGUGAUACUCUGACGGAGCAAAUGCCGUAUGAUAUGGGAACUGCAGAAGCAUACAAACCUUGCAUAGUAGAGAUGAAAGAAGUCUCAGCGUCGCCUUCUUUAGAGAACAACGUUCAAAUGCGUAGAGACAACAGUUCCAAAGAAUUUAAAAUCUUAAAUUCGACAAAUUGCUCCACAUCAUUUGAAUCGUUUGCAAUGGAUGCAGGUGAAAGAGGAACACCUGGCCAUAACUUUUUAGAAGAGCCAAUGGAAAUUUAAGUGCUUCAUCGGUAUUCAACGCCUCUUUUAUGUGCAGUAAGCAUUUCAGACUGCGAUAAAUAAAAUAAGCAACACAUAUAUGCAAAAUAUUUAUUCAACUAAUAAUAUUUUGUACAAGAGAUUUCGUAGGUUUCCAUUGAAUAUGUACAGUAAAAUAAAGACCUGAUUGAGGUAUA
Messenger RNA from Drosophila yakuba, 1021 nucleotides. RefSeq lists its product as uncharacterized. The transcript is spliced from 2 exons. The coding region runs from base 126 to 845 and encodes 239 amino acids. Lineage: Eukaryota; Metazoa; Arthropoda; Insecta; Diptera; Drosophilidae. The record is from RefSeq and is a predicted model, not a curated record.